UAUUGAGCUAGCGCGAGGCUGUCUACAUAUGGAUAGAGAAGACAGGAGAAAGGCGAGACUGUAGGAUUCCAGAAUCCAGACUGACUUGACUGCUGCUUAACAAUACAGAUACUGACCCAAUCAACCAAUUAACCAAUCAACGAGUUCCAGACCACAGCUAAGCCCCGCCCAGUGACCAGGAUGGCUAAAGGCACUCCAGGGAAGCCCAAAGGCAAGAUGUCCUCCUACGCCUACUUCGUUCAGACCUGCCGUGAGGAGCACAAGAAGAAGACUCCUGAGAUACCUGUCAACUUCGCUGAGUUCUCCAAGAAGUGCUCCGGAAGAUGGAAGACGAUGUCUGGUAAGGAGAAGGGGAAGUUUGACGACAUGGCGAAGCAGGAUAAGGUGCGUUACGACAACGAGAUGAUGCACUUCGCCCCUGGAGGCAAGAAGGGAAGGAAGAAGGACCCCAACGCACCAAAGAGGCCCUCCUCUGGUUUCUUCAUCUUCUGUGCGGACCACCGGCCCAAGAUCAAGGCCCAGCACCCCAGCCUGGGCAUCGGGGAUGUGGCCAAGAAACUGGGGGAGCAAUGGAACAAUCUGACUGAUGCCACCAAACAGCCCUACCUGAUCAAGGCCAACAAACUCAAAGACAAAUACCAGAAGGACGUUGCUGACUAUAAGUCCGGUAAGGGCAAGGUGGUAGUUCCGAGCAUGGCAAUGGCCCCAAAGCCCAUGACGAAGAGUAAUAUGGACGACGAUGAUGAUGACGACGAUGAGGAAGACGAGGAGGAGGAGGAUGAGGAGGAGGAUGACGAGUAGAUCGCCUGAGUUGUGUUUUUUUGUGUUUUAUUAUGCUGGUGACGAUAAUGAUGAUUAUUAAGUCAUGUGUUUUCCUUUCCAGUUUGAAAUGCGAUUUGUAGGGGUUAAGAAGAAACACAGGUGAUAUCUUUUCAUGUUCCUUAAUGACAUUGCUCCGCGCCCUUCCUUCCCUCCUUCAUUCUAUUCCCUCCUUCCACCUCUUUGUUGUUUUGACGUCGUCAUUAUGUUCAUUUUGUGUUAACUGCUUCUGUAAAGUUCUCUUUGUACAUUGUGUCAAGUUAAGAUGUUGAGACUGUACGUUACUAUGGCAACUGUGAUUGAACUCGAAGUAGACCCCUAAUAACCCCCACCCCACCCCCAACAGCUGUGUGUGUGUGUGUGUGCUCAUGCUCGUGUGUGUGUGUGUUUGUGUUACCGUGUCCAUCUCACCAGCACUGUCCAGUGUCUUCCUCAAAACCCGCCUAGCAUUGUCUCUUUAACAGGCUCUAUAUCGAUUCAACGGAGAAGCAUUUAAAACCAGUGGUAGCAUUGCAGUAUAUAUAAACACCUUUUUGUUUCUGGGAUUCGUCCCAAAUUACACCCUAUUCCUUAUCUAGUGCACUACUUUUGACUAGGGCCAAUAAGGAAUCCCAUGGAGCUCUGGUUAAAAGUAGUGCACUAUAUAGGGAAUAGGGCGCCAUCUGGGACUUUGUUUUUAAAAAGAAUGUGCAAGGUGUUGUUUUACUGUAUAUGGUUGAAUUAGACUUUAGUCCAUGUUUAUUUUUUUAUAUUUUUUUUGUAAUGAUUAUUUUUCUGAGACCUCCAGAUGUAAGGUGAUUUCUGAUUGCACAUAUCUAGUAGGGGUGGUGUUGUUGUAUCUAGGUGGCUGUUUGUGUAGCUGUGUGUUGGUUGUUGCACCAGGAAGUGUUGCCAUGGUGAAACUAACUCCCAGUUCAACAGCCUCCCAUGUAAACGAACAGUAGUGGCUGGUUAGCUAGUGUAUGCUGGCCAACAGUCAUUUAAUACUAUGGUUCAGGGUCAUUUAGUAACUUUCACUACAGUCACAUUUUCACUUAGUCAUGCAUUGUUGUCAAUGGGAGACAAAGUGAAAAUUUGACUUAAGUGAAAGUUAAGAUUCGCUCCUUUGAAACCGAGGAGGAUGGAAAACAUCCAAACAACAGUAUAUAAUGGAAACUAUAAUUUCCUUUUUGGCUAAGUGCAUUUUAACCGUUCGUUGUUGUAAGAUCUCUCAUGAAAAACGAAAAACGACACUGAGUGAAAAAGCACGACUAUUGAAGAAAAUAAACCUGUACUUAUCUGUAUCUAAGAUUUUCUUUUUUGUAUGUUUAGAAAAAGCUAUGUUUGGAAUGAUUAUUAAAGUAUGACAUUUUUACA
Messenger RNA from Oncorhynchus gorbuscha (pink salmon), 2175 nucleotides. RefSeq names its product high mobility group protein B3-like. Bases 181 to 801 code for a protein of 206 amino acids. Gene Ontology annotation, molecular function: DNA binding, bending. The transcript is spliced from 5 exons. Lineage: Eukaryota; Metazoa; Chordata; Actinopteri; Salmoniformes; Salmonidae. The record is from RefSeq and is a predicted model, not a curated record. Gene Ontology annotation, biological process: regulation of transcription by RNA polymerase II.